AAUAUUUUUGCAACACUGUUUUAUAACUGUCAAUGUCACUACUAACUGUCAGUCAAGUCAACAUGUCAGAGAAUAUUAUUUAUUUUCCGCCAAAUUUGAAUACAAGCAUUUUUAUAUUUUACUUUUAGUUGGGUAUUAAUCAUGUUCAUUUAUAAAAGAGCAACAGAUUACAAAACAAACCUUUGUAUUCCCCUAGUAGCUCUGUUAUGGAAGUAUCUCCAUAUGCGAGCCCAUCGGUACUGUCACACGUUUUGGGAGAUUUAUGGCGGAUUAUCUGUGUUCUUAAUUUUACUUUUUAUAUACCAAACUACUCUCGAAGGACAUAUUGGCAAUAAAAUGAUUAAUAGGCCCAACAACACUGACUAUUUGACAAGAGUCUUUUACAGACCUUCAAAUAAUUUUACAGACAGUCUGAUGCGCAGAGUGCAGAAAUACUUGAAUGAUAAUGAGUCAGCGGUGUAUCCAAAACAACAAUGGGAGUUUGAUUAUACAAUUUCACCGCUAGACUUAAAUUUAUUGAAUGCCUCGUCCUGUGGUAUUGUUGAGGUGCAUUUUAAGAAUAAUGAAACAUUUUCUCCUAACUUAGACUAUACAAUUAGAGCGAACAGUAUACACGUGAAAAAUACGCUUAACAAAGGCUUCAAUUCGUUUUUCCUAAGUUUUACAAGAUCAGAGGAAGUUGGUCCCCAGCAUUUAGGAACAUUACAAUGGGCCAUAGACAGGGCUUACAUUCAGCAACUCACUGCUCAGAAUAUUUCACAGAUGGUACAAAUGAUUGAGAUACCCAAGUACAUAUCAGAAGAAUUGAAAUCACUACAUAAAUUCAUAAUAAUUUGUACCAUUGUGGCACCACUGCCCUUUUUCCUGUCUUAUGCUGCUGGGCUGAUUGAGGAAAGGAGAUCUGGAUUGAGAGAGCUGAUGAAACUGUCGGGAGUAUGCCCCGAUGUGCUGAGAUUCUCCCAUAUCUUGGAAACUACACUAGUCGGCAUUUUGUAUUCUUUACCGGUUACUUUUAUUCUUAAGAUCACAACGGAGCCAAUAUUGCCGCAUAGCAAUUUCUUCCUUAUGGCCUUGACAAUACUGCAGCAUUUUAUAAACACGAUGGCUUUCGCUUUUAUAACUACCGCUCUGUGCCAGGAUUGGCACCUCGCAGAUUUCCUAGGCUUUCUCCUCUACAUGUCUACGUUCAUACUGGACUUUAUAUGGUACUCUUACAAAGAGUAUACCUUCAUGGUUUACCUCAUAUGUUGUGUAUUACCUCACGCGCCUAUAUAUUUGUAUUGGGAUGAGGUGCUUUAUUUGGAAACUAUAGGCAAAGGAAGUCAAUUUGCGAACAUGUACAAGAAACACUCGAACAACUGUAUGUCGGUAUCUCGAGUGUGGCUAUUCUUCUAUAUACAACUUGCUGUGAUUACAACCGUAGCCUGGUAUCUGGAUCUAGUCAAACCGGGUCAUUAUGGCGUCGGGAAGAAAUGGAACUUCUUGUUUAAGAUGUCGUUUUGGUAUAACAAAAAGGUACGAAGAAUAAUAUUACCUCCCUCUUAUCUGGAACGAAAACGAGAGUCUAAGUAUUUUGAAAAAGGGCCCAGGAAGGCUGAAAUGGCCAUACAAGUAUACAAUGUGGCUAAGAUAUUUAGAGAGAACGAGGGUAAAUCUGAAGUGGUUGCAUUGAAUGGCGUCACUUUUGACUGCUAUAGGGGUGAAGUUACCAUGGUUUUGGGACCCAACGGCGCUGGGAAAACCACCCUUAUGCUUAUAGUGGCAGGUAUGAUCGCCGCUACCAAAGGCACAGUCUACGUGAACGGCAUGGAUGUAGCACACAAAGUGAUGGAGCUGAGAGAGGACGUGGGGCUCUGCAUGCAGGAGAACAUCUGCUUCCGACACCUCACUGUUCGAGAGAACAUCACCUUCUUUAGAAAGUUAAAAAGAAAGCCUAAGGAAGGCUUCACAGUAGACCAACUGCUGAAGAAACUCAAGCUGUCUGACGUUGCCGACCAUUAUAGCAAGCAACUGUCUUCUGGUACUUGUAGAUGUUUGCAGGUCGCAUGCGUGUUAGCGGGAGAUGCAAAUGUGUUGGUGCUGGAUGAGCCGACCUCUAGCAUGGAUAUGGAUAUCAGGCAUCGACUGUGGGACCUUAUUAUGGUCCUUCGCGGCCAAAAAACAAUUCUGAUGACGACAUCGUGCCUCGAGGAAGCGAAUGUGCUCGGCGACAGGAUAGUUAUUCUAAAUAAUGGAGAGCUCAAAUGUCACGGCACACCUACCUUCCUCAAAAAUGCUAUUGGCACCAGCUUCAAUCUAUCAAUAACGACUCGAGACAGUACCCACAUAGCGGACGUCAAAGAAAUAGUAGAGAGUGUGAUUACUGAGCCCAACAGUACCAUUCACGGUACUCAGCGAAUAACCUUCUCUCUGCCUUGCAAGGAGUUUCGGAAGUAUCCUGAACUUUUUAGAGCUUUGGAGGCUAAGAAAACAGCCUUUGGCAUAGAUAGAAUGGACGUUGGGAUGUUCAUGGAAGAGGUUUUUUCGAACUUUAUUGAAGCUUCAGAAAGGGAAUAUAUAAGAAAUGACACGGACACUACAUUUCGACAUUUUACCGUAAAAAAGUACGCUGGUGUACAACUUACAUUAAGACAGAUAAAGCUGUUACAGAUGCGAGUUUUUGAAUAUUUUUUUGCAAAGAAAUAUCAGUUUUUAGUGUUGCGAGUAGUAGUACCAAUACUUUGUAUAAUAAUAAUAACGUUGACCACAAACCACGUGCUGCGUUUCGACAAGAUAUUCAGUCAUCAUAUAUCGAGCCCUACAGCCGAUAAGCCGAAACAGCUACUGUAUAACGUCGGCCCGUUUAGACGCAGUGCGGUGUAUAGUGGCAUGGACCACUUUCCUGGAGUCCAGCCGCUGUUUUCUGUUGAUAUUGAUAGGGAUUUCAGGGAUCCAACAGCAGGUUACCUAAACGACGAAACUGUAGGCUUCAAAAUAACUGAUAAUUACACUAAAAUAUUUCACCCCUUAAGCCCGUUACGAAGUACGCAAUCCGUCAAUAUGUUCAGCAACUUGUAUAUGGCCAUAUUCCUGCCUUAUUUGAAGAAUUCUAUUCGAACUACGUAUGAACCCCUUUUGGACCUCAAAGCGGGGGUCGUUAAAGUACCCAAAAGCACGUUUUUGUGCCUCAAGUGGACAUCUUGGGUGACUUUUUUGGCCAUCCUCCCACUGACUCCAAUUAUAAUCCUAUGCAUAAAGGAACGUAAAUGCGGAGUCAGAGACAACCACAUGAUGGCGGGGUGUUCCCCCUUUAUACACUGGCUGUCAAAAUUAUUAGCCCACAUGAUAGUUUUUAUGAUAGUCAUAAUUAUACCUGUAUUAGUGAUUGCGGUGCUACUGGAUUUUGAUAGGACUUUUCAACAGCCUAGGUAUUUAGGGUCAGUUUUUGCGAUGCUGUUAAUGUUCGGACUAGCUUUUCUGGCACAGCUGUAUCUACUGAGCUUUAUCCUACAUGAGAGUCUAGCUAUCAGCCAGAUUUACAUCACUUCUAUAUUUUUUGGCAUCGUCUUCCCAGUCCUACUCGCCGUUCUAGAACCUUCCUGGCGUUCAUCCAUGUACCUCGCGAUGCCAUACUUCAUGCUCGAGGCUUCAGGCCGCAUCAGUCCCCUGUUCGCGUUCGGCGUCGGGCUCGGCCGCCUCACGCUGCAGGCGCGGCUCAACACUUACUGCUCGCUCAACAAACGACUCUGUCCUAACUUGCUCAUUGAUGACGAUAGCUUUGAUUCUGAAAAAUGUUGCAAGUCGGCAUCAAUGGAGCCUUUUCCAUACUUAACAACAUAUGAAUCAGGAUUGUUUGAUUUUAUUAACUUGAUCGUACACUUUAUGCUGUUUGGGAUCCUAGUUAUUCUAUUAGAAUACAGAAUACCACAGUAUGCGUAUGAGCAGUUUUCCCUAGUUAAUUACAAAGCACCUGAACAAGUAUUCAACGAUGAAAACGUUAGAAGGGAGAAGAAUUAUGUGCAAACUAUGAUUAGAACUAAGAACUACGAAGAGAAUAUUUUAGUAGUGAAUAACAUACACAAGGAAUACGCACUUGAGGUGAAAAAGAAACAAAGACGGAAUGCAGUUAGAGGUGUUUCUUUUGCCACCAAACUUGGCGAAUGCUUCGCGAUCCUCGGCCCUCAGGCGACGGGCAAGAGUUCAGUGAUUAACAUGAUUGCUGGGAACCUCGUCAUGACUAGAGGAAAGUCGCUCAUACAGGGCCAACAUAUUAGAGUCAAUAGGCUUCAGUAUGUCCACAAAAUCAGUUUGACAUCCCACGCGAGAGGUUUGGAUGAUUUCAUGACUGGUCAUCAGAACUUGAUGUUCAUCGCGAGGCUGCAAGGUUACUCAUGGAAUAAGGCACAUAGAAUGUCUGUGAUGGCUCUGCGGUAUAUGGGUCUCCACGCCAACGACACAGUGGUAUCAGCAUACAGCAGCGGUUGUAGGCGACGCUUAAGUUUAUGUAACACAAUGAUACAAGCCCCUACAGUGGCAUUCUUAGACGAACCUAUGAGAGAAAUGGAUGAGUUCUGCAAACCACUGGUGGCUAAAGCUCUGCAGCGGCUGAUGGCCGAACCUGCUUCGGUUGUUGUUGCUUUAACUAGCGUCGACUGGCGUCUCCUCCAACCAGUGAUCACGCGCAUAGCAAUAAUGUCCAAAGGCCAGUUCGCGGCCAUCGGACCGGCUGACGAGAUUCUGCAGUCAAUCGCCAAGGGUUACACUGCAAGGAUCAAGCUUAGACUCGUCACAGCUUAUAGGAAGGACAGGUAUAGAAUCUUCGCUGAGGAUGACGAAUCUUCUGAAUCCGAAUCGGAAGACGACAGUUUAAAUUUGCAUACGGAAACAAGUUUGGAGUACGCACAGAGAGUGGUCGACUAUAAGGCGGAGUUUCUUAACAUGUUCAGCAAUAGCAGACUUACUGCUGAACAUUUGAGCAUGUUAUACUUUUACAUAGAAGACGAUAACAAUACCCAACUGUAUAGUGAGUUGUUCGCCAAACUACAGGAGUUUAAGGAGAAAUUCGAUGACGUUGUAGAAGAUUAUUACCUCAGUGUUACUACAAUGGAAGAUGUGUUUUGGAGAUUGGAACACGAACAGAACACUGAAAAUGUAGUUUAACAUUUUUUUCGAUAUAUUUUAUAGUUCUCUAUGCAAAGCAUUGAAGAAAAAUAAAUGUAAUUUUUUGUAUUUUUUUAUGUACCGAUUAUGGCAACCCUAUUUUAGGCUUAUGGG
Molecule: messenger RNA, 5253 nt
Organism: Helicoverpa armigera (cotton bollworm)
Lineage: Eukaryota; Metazoa; Arthropoda; Insecta; Lepidoptera; Noctuidae
Product: ABC transporter A family member 4
Exons: 33
Coding region: 142-5139 (1665 amino acids)
Biological process (GO): lipid transport; transmembrane transport
Cellular component (GO): membrane; intracellular membrane-bounded organelle
Molecular function (GO): ATP hydrolysis activity; ATP binding; ABC-type transporter activity
Source: RefSeq, a predicted model, not a curated record